CUCUUUGUGGAGCGCGGGGCUUCUUUUUGUUGUUGUUGUUGUUAUUAUUUACAACAAAAUUAACCAAAAAAUCUUCCAGUCGUCGGUGGCAACGACGGACGGGAAACACGGACGGCGCGUCUCAAGUUUUUGGAGAGCGAAUAACCCCGAGGCGCGGCGUCUGCCUUGAUUUGUGUGAGAGGAGGAGCAGCGCAAUCAUCGCACUGGCAGAGAUCAUGCACGGAGAGGCCGUCCCUCCUUGCCAGGCGCUGAAAUGUUUGGACUUGAGACGGCAGGAUUGAAUCAGCAGACUGUUUACGUUGGAGGGAGGGCAGUAAGAGCCGCUUGACACGAGACCCUGUGUGGGCUUUCAUGCUGCCUCCUAAACAUUUUCACCAGCGCCACCUUUCUGUUAGAUUCCGCCUUAGGCAGCGAGGUUGAGAUGGAGUGGUCACUGGAGAGCGUGAGGGAGAUGGUGGCUGGAGGGAUGCAGUCUGUGAGAGAGUGUGAGGUCUGUGCUUUUGCCACAGUGGCCUGUGUGCUGCUGCUCUUCCUCUGGUACUGCUACAGGGUGGGCCGGGAGCACAGCUCUAGCCCCCUGCGAGGAAGGUACCUGACUGGACCCGGCAGGAUCGGAGGAGUGGUCGGGGGCUUCAUUGGCUCGGACUGUCGCAACAGGAAAGGGAAGCCGGGUUCAAUGUUAGAGGAGCAGAAUGGUUUCGCUUUCUGCCAGUCGUCCGAGUGUUUCCGCUGCGCCAGUGCAGGAGAAAGUCUGAACCAGAGGCUCUAUCACAGCCUGCAGGAGUACGCCAAACGCUACACCUGGUCAGGCAUGGGCAGGGUGCACAAAGGAGUACGCGAUCAAGGCCGAUACCUUAACAGCCGACCGACCAUCCAGCGGCCGGAGGUCUUUUUCCUCCCCGACUUACCGUCGGCCCCUUUCUUCUCCAGGGAAGUGCAGAGACAUGAUGUAGAGCUCCUGGAGCAAAGCUUCCCUGCCCUUCUGGCCGAGUUUGAAAGCAUCUACAACCAACCUCCGGCCCGCAGCGGCUCCUCCUUGCCGCCGGGUUGGAAAGUCAACAGCACGCCUCGUGGCCAGUGGUGGACCUACUAUCUGGUCAACCAAGGCACCCCUCUGGUUCUGAAUGUCAGGAGGUGUCCACGGGCCUGGAGGGUCCUGGGCCAGCUGCGCACUUUCAUUACAAACAACGUGUUUGGAAACGCCUGUUUCUCCGUGCUGUCGCCAGGAGCGCUCAUCACCGAACACUACGGUCCGACAAACGUGCGGCUUCGCUGCCACCUGGGUCUCAGAGUUCCCCCCUCCUGUGAGCUCGUGGUUGGUGGAGAACCUCAGUGCUGGUCCGAGGGCAGCUGUCUGCUUUUUGACGACUCCUUCCUCCACAGGGCCUUCCACGAGGGGGUCGCAGAGGACGGACUCAGGGUGGUCUUCAUGGUGGACCUCUGGCACCCCAAUGUGGCCGCCGCUGAGAGACAAGCCUUAGACUACAUUUUCACCCCAGGCCGGUUAGAGGAGAAGGAAGGGAAAUAGGAGCACGUAUGUGAGGAAUCAUUGGGGUUAGACAGCCAACUCUCACAUUCACUGUGUGCUUUAUUUUUGUUAUCGCUCAGAACAUGACAGAAACAUUGUUUGUCAGCCAUAGCAACAGCACACUUUAGUAUUGGUCAUGUGGCAAAAUGCUAAUUAUUACAUUUUGGCUUUCUCAGUCGGAACCCAACCAUUCAAUUUGGCAAAGGCUCUAUGUUGAGGUAUCGAGUGCACAAUUGGGACAACAUUAGGGCCAUUCCACCCGACCGCUGCCAUUUGCUUGCUGUAACUCUCUUAGAAUAAACUUAAAUGUAUGUCCUUUUUUCACCUCAAAAUCCAAUACACAUAUUGAACUGCUUAAAAUACAUAUUGGCAGAGGUGGGUAGUAACGCGCUACAUUUACUCCGUUACAUCUACUUGAGUAACUUUUGGGAUAAAUUGUACUUCUAAGAGUAGUU
Molecule: messenger RNA, 1983 nt
Organism: Nerophis lumbriciformis (worm pipefish)
Lineage: Eukaryota; Metazoa; Chordata; Actinopteri; Syngnathiformes; Syngnathidae
Gene: asphd2
Product: aspartate beta-hydroxylase domain containing 2
Cellular component (GO): membrane
Source: RefSeq, a predicted model, not a curated record